This is a messenger RNA of Rotaria sordida, 864 nucleotides long. The record is from the annotation of a GenBank genome assembly. Lineage: Eukaryota; Metazoa; Rotifera; Eurotatoria; Philodinida; Philodinidae.
AUGUCAACAAGCAAAGAGCAUAUAUUUGUAGUUGGCGCUAGUGGAGAUAUUGGAAGUGGUAUUGUUCGUGGUCUUGUUAAAAAAGAUGAAAUUCUUACUGGUUGUCUGACAAUCGUUGUUGGUACCUACUCAUCUGUUGAAGUGUACGAAAAGGCAAUCGAAGGACAUACUCGUCUUUUUCUUCUUGCUGUUGGCAAUUUAAAGAGACCAACAGAAAUGAGCGAAAUUAAAGAAACGUUUGGAAAAAUAGCCUAUGAAAAAGGUGUACGUCAAAUUGUUGAUCUUUCUUCAUGGACUGUUCGUUCGUUGGGAAGACAAGGUAUUAUUGGAUAUAUGCAUACAACAAGUGAAGAGAAAUUAUGGAAACUUGCCGAUGAACGACCGGAUGAACGUUCAUUGGUCGUAUUACGUCCAGGUGUAUUUAUGAGCAAUCAACUUAUGAGUGAUGUAAAUUCAGUCAAACAUUUAAAUAAGCUCGUUUCAUGUGGACCUCCUUCAUCGACAUUUGCGUGGAUUGAUACGAAAGAUAUUUCCGAUUGUUCUGUCGUUGUUCUAACGGAACCCGUCGAAAAACAUGAUCGGUGUGUUUACGAAAUGGGCGGUGAAUUUCUGACUCAGGAACAACGAGCAGCGAUUUUUAGCAAAGUUCUUGGUAGAUCCAUUACAUACGAACAACAACCAGUAGAAACGCUUUACAAGAUGUUCAUUGGUUUCGGCAUGCCUCAUUCACUUGCUUACGAUAUCGUUUCGUUUCCUAUUGAACCAGUAUCUGGACAUGUUACACCACAAUUAUCCAUUCUCAUUAAUAGGCCAUUGCGUACACUGGAAGAAUGGUUGCGAGAAAACGUAAAAGAAUUUCAAUAA